AUGGGCCACAUCCGGUUGAUGCUUCUGGGAGUGUUGCUAGCGGUGUCUCUAGCGGCGGCCUCGCCCGGCAAACAUAAGAAACGAGAUGCUCCUCUGAGUUCGUCCUACGGACCUCCAUCUGGUGGCGGUGGCAGGCCUUCAUCAUCUUAUGGAGCACCACGUCCAUCUUCUAAAUAUGGACCCCCGUCCCGGCCUUCUAGCAGCUAUGGAGUACCAUCGAACUCUUAUGGACCACCUCCUUCUCGUCCAUCAUCUAGCUAUGGUCCACCCAAGCCAUCAAAUAGCUAUGGAGCCCCUAGGCCUCCUUCGACAAGCUAUGGCGUCCCUACUGGACCAUCCACCGUAUAUGGCGCACCUGGAAAAGGCUCCGGCUCUUUCGGAGGAUCUGGAAGUUCUGGAAGCUUUAAGCCAUCCAGUUCGUACGGCGCCCCUUCAUCCUCGUACGGUGCACCCUCUUCAGGGUCACAUGGAGGUAGCUCAUUCGGAUCAAGCGGUGGAAUCUCGUCCUCGUACGGCGCUCCAUCAUCAGGCUCCCAUGGCAGUAGUUCGUUCGGCUCUGGUGGUGGAUUAUCGUCUUCAUAUGGCGCCCCAUCAUCAGGCUCACAUGGCGGCAGUUCAUUCGGCUCCAGUGGUGGAUUAUCAUCUUCGUAUGGUGCCCCCUCUUCUUCGUAUGGUGCCCCAUCUUCUUCGUAUGGCGCCCCAUCUUCAUCGUAUGGUGCUCCAUCAUCAGGCUCACAUGGUGGUAGUUCAUUCGGCUCCGGUGGUGGAUUAUCAUCUUCGUAUGGUGCCCCAUCAUCAGGCUCACAUGGCAGCAGUUCAUUCGGCUCUGGUGGUGGAUUAUCAUCUUCAUAUGGCGCCCCAUCAUCUUCGUAUGGUGCCCCAUCAUCAGGCUCACAUGGAGGCAGUUCAUUUGGCUUCGGUGGUGGAUUAUCAUCUUCUUAUGGUGCCCCAUCAUCUUCGUAUGGUGCCCCAUCAUCAGGCUCACAUGGCGGCAGUUCAUUUGGCUCCGGUGGUGGAUUGUCAUCUUCAUAUGGUGCUCCGUCAUCAGGCUCACAUGGUGGUAGUUCAUUUGGCUCUGGUGGUGGAUUGUCAUCUUCAUACGGUGCUCCAUCAUCAGGCUCCCAUGGAUCCGGAUCCUUUGGUUCUGGUGGUAGCAUUUCAUCGUCCUAUGGUGCCCCAUCACCCUCUGACUCAUAUGGUGCUCCAGCGCCUUCAUCAUCAUAUGGCGCUCCAUCAUCAGGUGGAAGUUUUGGAUCUAGUCAUGGUAGCAGCGGUUUCGGUAGCAGCAGUUUUGGUAGCAGUGGUUUUGGUGGUAGCGGUCCGUCUUCAAGUUAUGGGGCGCCUGCAUCUGGUCCAUCUUCAAGCUAUGGUGCGCCAUCGUCUGGCCCCUCGAGUAGUUACGGUGCCCCAUCUAGUUCUUAUGGGGCUCCUAGUGGUGGAUCUUCAGGUGGUUAUAGUUCAAGCUCUGGUGGACAUUCUUCUAGCGGCGGAUACUCGUCUGGUGGCGGUUCUGGAUAUUCAUCUGGCGGUGGUUAUAGCUCUGGCAAACAUUCGUCAGGUGGUUACUCAGGAGGUGGAUCAGGGGGUUACUCCUCUGGAGGGUCCGGAGGUGGUUACCCAAGCAGCGUGCCCUCAACCAUCACCCAAAGUUAUGAUUCAAACGGCGGAUAUGUUUAC
Molecule: messenger RNA, 1677 nt
Organism: Brenthis ino (lesser marbled fritillary)
Lineage: Eukaryota; Metazoa; Arthropoda; Insecta; Lepidoptera; Nymphalidae
Source: the annotation of a GenBank genome assembly